Molecule: messenger RNA, 1331 nt
Organism: Acipenser ruthenus (sterlet)
Lineage: Eukaryota; Metazoa; Chordata; Actinopteri; Acipenseriformes; Acipenseridae
Product: annexin A1-like
Exons: 13
Coding region: 89-1105 (338 amino acids)
Biological process (GO): regulation of hormone secretion; cellular response to hydrogen peroxide; regulation of cell shape
Cellular component (GO): plasma membrane; cytoplasm
Molecular function (GO): phospholipase A2 inhibitor activity; calcium-dependent phospholipid binding; calcium ion binding
Source: RefSeq, a predicted model, not a curated record
UAUUUUAAGAGUUCACACUCGCAAGUCUGACUUUUCUAGGCAGUUAAGAGUCCCUGAAACUACAAAAACAAGAGAAACUUCACUGAAAAUGUCCUUCGUCAAAGAAUUGUUGCAACAGGCCGAAUAUAUGGGCAUGGCCGAUUAUCCCCCACCAGUCAAAGGACCAACAGUGACUCAUUGCCAUGCCUUUAAUGCGAGUGCUGAUGUUGCACUAUUGGACAAAGCAAUCAAAGCAAAAGGUGUGGAUGAAAAAACCAUUAUUGAAGUACUGGUGAAGCGGAGCAAUGCUCAGCGUCAGCAAAUCAAAGAGGCUUACCAGAAAACUUCAGGGAAGGCUCUAGAUGCUGAUCUGAAAAGUGUCCUCUCUGGCCACGUUAUAGAUGUGGUCCUGGCCCUGUUAAAAACACCAGCCAAGUAUGAUGCUUACCUGUUGAAAACUGCCAUGAAGGGUCUUGGAACUGAUGAAGACUGUCUGAUCGAGGUCCUAGCAUCCAGGACUAACAAAGAGAUUAAAGAGAUUUUAAAAGUCUACAAUGAUGGAAAAAACAACCUUGAAACAGAUAUUACCUCGGAUACAUCUGAUGACUUCAAAAGGGCACUCCUUUCCCUUUGUAAGGGAAACAGGAGUGAGGACAAUGUUGUGAAGGAAGAUCUUGCUGACAAUGAUGCCAGAGCUCUGUAUGAAGCUGGAGAGAAGAGAAAGGGGACAGAUUGCUUGACUUUCAUCAACAUACUCACCACCAGGAGUGUCCCACAGCUUCGCAAAACAUUUCAGAAAUACCGCAAAUACAGCAAACAUGAUGUGUCACAGGCUCUUGAUCUGGAGCUGAAGGGGGAUAUUGAAAGCUGCCUGACUGCUGUUGUCAAAUGUGUUGGAAACAAACCAGCUUUCUUUGCUGAAAAACUGUACCUGGCAAUGAAGGGAUAUGGAACCAAAGAACAGGUACUGACCAGGAUUAUGGUUAGCAGAUCUGAAAUUGACUUGCAGGACAUCAAAGCUGAAUAUCACAAAAAAUAUGGCAAGACUCUUUACCAGGAAAUUAUGGAUGAAACCAAGGGAGAUUACGAGCAGAUCCUGCUGGCUCUGUGUGGAAGCAAAAACUAAAUUCCUUGCCAGGAUGUAUGUGAGACCUUGCAGUGGAAGAACAAAUAAUAAUCUGCUUUUACAUAUGAAAUAUACACAUCAUAUAACGGUAGAUAAAUAUAUGUAUAACUAUAGAAGUAACUUGUUUGUAGUAAAAUGCUGAUGUAAAAUUGGCUGAGAUUUUCAUCUUUUCUGAGUAGGGUGGUGGUUGUGUGCAAAUAAAGUCAAUGUGCUCCUUAUAAACGUA